GGCGGUGGUCCGUAGCCUCCAUCCAGCCUCAGCCUGGCUUCGCGGCGGAGGCGGCGCCUCUCCCGCAGGUCAGACCCGGCAGCGCUGGCGCGCGGCGCGGGGCGGGAGAGGGCAGGCAGGGGGCGCCGCUCUCGCGGCCCGGGCGGUGACUGACAGCGGCGGCGGCGGCUCCAGGCGAGCGCGGUCCCCGCGUGCGCACACAUUCGAGCCGCCACGCAGGGACCCACCGACACCGGCCGCCGCGACCGCGGACACCCGGGCUCGGCGCGCGCUCCUCGGCGCACAUGCUCCGCAUCCCCGGGUGGCGCGGGCCGCGGACUUGCAGCUGCGCUUCCUCCCCGCGGAGUGUGCCCCGGGCCAACCCGCAGCCAGCAGCCCAGUGGCGAGGCCCCGCUGUGAGCAGUAAAAAGAGAGAGGACAACAGUGGAAGUCAGGAAUCCUGGGCCUAGUUCCAGAGGAGGCCCAUGGUGCUGUCCUUGCUGCACCAUCAGAACUGGGUGGAGCAUUUGGGAAGGGCGAAAGAGCAUGCAAUGCCUCAUGUCAAGUGAAGCAGAAGCACCAUGCGUCCCUGGUGCCCACAUGCCAUAGGUGGGGACUUCAUCACAUGCCUGCACCUGAGAGCAAGGGACCAGGAAGUGUCCUGUCCAGCUGUGAACACCUUGGGGCUGACUAGUGGCUGCUCUGAGUGGGAGGCAGGCAGUGCUGGCCUGAGCCUCCUUCCGGGCUGACUGGAGUCAUGGCCAGCAUCAUGCAUGCCUCCCUGGCUGCUCUCCUUCUGCUGCCUAUGGCCACCACCAUGCACUCUGACUGCAUGUUCAAGAAGGAGCAAGCCAUGUGCCUGGAGAAGAUUCAGAGGGCAAAUGACCUGAUGGGCCUGAACGACUCCUCCCCAGGCUGCCCAGGGAUGUGGGACAACAUCACAUGUUGGAAGCCUGCCCACGUGGGUGAGAUGGUCCUUGUCAGCUGCCCUGAACUCUUCCGAAUCUUCAACCCAGACCAGGUCUGGGAGACAGAGACCAUCGGAGAGUUUGAGUUCACCGACAGUAGCUCCUUGGAUCUCUCAGACAUGAGGGUGGUGAGCCGGAACUGCACGGAGGAUGGAUGGUCAGAGCCGUUCCCUCAUUACUUUGAUGCUUGUGGGUUUGAUGAGUAUGAAUCUGAGACCGGGGACCAGGAUUAUUACUACCUGUCAGUGAAGGCCCUGUACACGGUUGGCUACAGCACGUCCCUCGUCACCCUCACCACUGCCAUGGUCAUCCUGUGUCGCUUCCGGAAGCUGCAUUGCACCCGCAACUUCAUCCACAUGAACCUGUUCGUGUCGUUCAUGCUGAGGGCCAUCUCCGUCUUCAUCAAAGACUGGAUCCUCUACGCGGAGCAGGACAGCAACCACUGCUUCAUCUCCACUGUGGAAUGCAAGGCCGUGAUGGUUUUCUUCCAUUACUGCGUUGUGUCCAACUACUUCUGGCUGUUCAUUGAGGGCCUGUACCUCUUCACCCUAUUGGUGGAGACCUUCUUCCCUGAGAGGAGAUACUUCUACUGGUACACCAUCAUUGGCUGGGGGACCCCCACUGUGUGUGUGUCAGUGUGGGCUGUGCUGAGGCUCUACCUCGAUGACACAGGCUGCUGGGAUAUGAAUGACAGCACGGCUCUGUGGUGGGUGAUCAAAGGCCCUGUGGUUGGCUCCAUCAUGGUUAACUUUGUGCUCUUCAUCGGUAUCAUUGUCAUCCUUGUGCAGAAACUCCAGUCUCCAGACAUGGGAGGCAAUGAGUCCAGCAUCUACUUAACAAAUUUAAGCCUGGGAGUCCCCAAGAAAACCCGAGAGGACCCCCUGCCUGUGCCCUCAGACCAGCAUUCACUCCCUUUCCUCAGCUGCGUGCAGAAAUGUUACUGCAAGCCACAGCGGGCUCAGCAGCACUCUUGCAAGAUGUCAGAACUGUCCACCAUUACUCUACGGCUAGCCCGGUCCACCCUGCUGCUCAUCCCACUAUUUGGAAUCCACUACACGGUAUUCGCCUUCUCCCCAGAGAACGUCAGCAAGAGAGAGAGACUCGUGUUUGAGCUGGGGCUGGGCUCCUUCCAGGGCUUUGUGGUGGCUGUUCUCUACUGUUUUCUGAAUGGGGAGGUGCAGGCGGAGGUCAAGCGUAAGUGGCGGAGCUGGAAGGUGAACCGGUACUUCACUGUGGAUUUCAAGCACCGGCACCCGUCCCUGGCCAGCAGCGGGGUGAACGGGGGCACCCAGCUCUCCAUCCUGAGCAAGAGCAGCUCCCAGAUCCGGAUGUCUGGCCUCCCUGCCGAUAACUUGGCCACCUGAGCCCACUCCCCUGUCCCCUCUCCUCCAAACACAGGCGGGGCUGCAGGCGGCAUCGAACCAGGCAUGCUGUGCCUCUUUUCUCCCCUCAGGCAGCCCUGGGCUGGAAGCUGGGCUCCCUGAGGUGGGGGAAGGAUGCAGAGCACAGGUGGGUAUUUCCCCUCCCCGUCUGGCUCUGACCCUGCUCACUAUGGGCCUCAGGGCCCGAUCCCAGACAUGUAAAUACUCCUCGAAUUUGGAAAAUCUCAUCCCUACCCCUGUGCCCAGUGUCCCUGCUUACCUCCUAGCAGUGAAUCGCCAGGUUGCCAGGGUGUCCUAGGAUAUUGAGAGGGGAAGCCAUGCCCACCUGCCUGUUAGCAGAAGCCGGUCCCCAGCUCCACCCCGGCGCAUCUCCACCUGACCCUCUGUGUGAGGCCUUGUGUGCUGAGGCUGAUGAUCUUGCUUUGGGGGGAUUGGGGUGGCCUGCCCGACAGCUCCCUGCAGUGAGGGCUCUUUGGAUCUGCUUGCCAUUCUAGGGCAUUUUCCAGUCCCCGAGGCCUACCAGAGGUCCAGCUCAGGUGGCCAGAGCAUCCUUCAGACCCAAAGCUCUCUCAUGCUCACCCAACUUCUUGGUGUCCAGGUGCCCAGCUCUUGGGUGCCAGGCCAAUGGGACAACUCUAGGGUUCUUCCAAUCAAAGACUUCAGUUUGGGUGUGAGGCCAAGGGUCAGAGGAAGUUCUGGUGCUUUUCAUUUGGCUUAAGAAAAAUUGCCAAGAGCUAGAAAUGUAGAUAUGAUUGGAAAGGAGAUAGAAUUUGGGGGACCCCAUGGAAAAAGACUUCCACAAUCUUCAUUAUUUUACCCCUGACUCAAAGUGGGCAGGGAUUCGUCUGGUAGCCUCCCUUCUGACCCUCUUGCGUUAGCUGCAGAGGCGAGAGAUGGAUUCCUCAGAGAAAUUGCUCCUCAACCGUGCCUGCCACAUACAGCUGAGCCCUGCCCCUCCCCGUUUCCCCUGAAGUCGAAGCCAUGACUAGGAUGAACCAGCCGCCUUCCUGUGAUGCCAGUGGACCCUGAAGCACCUUACACCUCCAUGUGCCCAAAGCCAGGGCUCCGGGCUCUCCCCCUCACCACCCACCUGCAUGGGCGAUGAAGCAGCUCCUCGGGCUUAGGCUCAGCUACGGAAAUCUCUGUGAGACCUCUGCGAGACUCCACUGUGUGCUCCUGGCAGUGAAUCGCCAGGUCGCUGAGAGGGGAAGCCAUGCCCACCUGCCUGUUAGCAGAAACUGUUGGGAGGAGCUGCUGCUCCCCAACUCCUGUCUUGGCUCCCCAGACCAAGAAUUUAAGAUGAGGGCAGAACCAGGUUGGGGGAAGGUGGAGGCAAGUACCAGAGUGCCAUGGCCCAUGCGUGGGACCCACUUUGUUCCAUGUCAGCUUUUGGUGGUGUUCCUGUCCAAGUGUGUUUGCAAACUUGUUUCAUGAUCAUGUUUUGGAAUGCAGGGAGUUUGGAUGGAGGGGGAAUGUUGCUUAGCUUGAUUUUAUAACAAGGGGCCUGGGGACCUUGGAGAUCUGUCUGGAGAGGCCUUCGAAGUGACUGGAGAAGGGUUUAGUUGCUUGGUUUAGAGAUGAGCUCUGUGUCCUUUGCCUAUGAAGCACUACAGACCUCAGUCUUUGGCAAAUCCAGAGAGAGAAAGGGAGCCACCUGCCCUUUCCUGGGCACAUUUGGUACCUCGGCUGGUCAUGGGUAUAUAGUGACCCUUCCUGCACCUGGCCUUGUGCCCCACCUCCCCCCAUCUGACAGCCAUGUGCAUUACCCACAUGGGAGUCCACUGGCCACUUUGCAGUUUGGACACCACUGGGGUCCUAAGCUGCUCAGAAGAAGCCAUGGACUGGGAUUCAGAGACCUAGAACCUACCCCAGUUAGGCAUAAGCCUGAGACUGGACAGAGAAAUCUGUCCUAAGCCUCAGUUUUACCAUUUGUGAGAUGAGACAACUUCUAAAGCUUCUCCAGGCUCUUAACUUCAGUAAUUCUACAGUUCAGAACUAAGUCAGGUAAAGGGCAUGCAUCAUUGUUACAUGUAUCACCUAAGGUUUUGAUGUUUAUGUUUGUGUAUGUGUGGAGGGAGGGGGAAUGCUGUUUAUUUUGCCUUUCUUAGAAAUGAAGCAUUGGUCUCUUCCAUCUGGACACCACCUUGGAAACUGGUGGGCCAGAGGGAAGGAAGGAUCAGGCCCAGGACAACUGGACAGGUGCCUUGAAUAUUAUGUGCAAAUUCAGCCAUGUCCCUGCCAGGGGCAGCAUGCCACGACUGGUGGGUAGUGGCCACCCUUGGAUCCUAGAGCAGUUGCUGGGUACAGACCCCAUUUCUUCAUCCCUGCCCCCACCAGUAGGUCUGCUUCACUGGAAGACGAGGCUUUGACUUCAUACAUCUAUCACCACAGAGUGGCCAAGACACAGUCUGAAUCCCAUGUGCCAUUCUAUCGCCUGAGCUCUGGGCCUGUGUCCUCAUGGAGGCUUCAGGUUCCUGUCGGUUCUUUCCGGACAAACGACUGCAGCCCUGGGAAAAGAUGUGCCAGGAGGCUAGGCAGCUGGCCUUGAGGGCCAUGGGCAGUAGGGGAACAGCAAGAGGUCUGGGUAAAAAAAACCCUUUCCUCUCUGACUCUUUGUUUUCAAAUCUGUAAAAUGGGCAGUAAGCCUAGGUGAUUUACACAGCCCAUUGCAUCUCUGGAAUUCUUUGUCUAAACACCAGCCAUCUACUGGGAAUGGGUCUACAGGCAAGGGUUGUGGUGUUUGCCUGGAUUGAGAAGGGUAAGAAUCACGUCUAAUGAAGAAGCGUUGAGGGCCUUGGGAAUGGGUAGGUUGGAGGGGAGCAGAGUGCAACUCCAUGUCUCUGGACGAUCAUUACCAGGAAGGAGACUGUUGUUCUCUGCAGUCCUAAAGGAUGGAUUCACCCCAGGAGGCCGAGUUCUCCUUGGGAUGGAGAGAUCUCUCAUCCUGUCACACUGUCCUGCCAUGAGCAGGCACUGUCCAGAGAGGUUCCAGCCCCGGGGAAAUGGCACUCCGAGUCAGGGACGCUGCCUGUUGGGGAGCCUGUUGGGUUGGAGGGAGUGUUUUGGCGGGGUGUUCAGUGGCUUUCCGACUCCCUGCCGGGCCCAAGGCCAGGCCACAUUCUCUGUCUCAGUGGGUAGCUCUAUGACCCUUAACUCACCUAGUGGGCUGCAGCGAUUCCUUUCUAACCCCUCCCCUUCCCCAAGCUGGCUUCUCCGGGGCCAGGGAGCUGGAGCUGACCCCAAAGCUGGACAUAUGUCCGAGUCCAUCAUCCCCCACCAAGGGCACUGACUCUCUUCCAUCUGACCCUUUCCCUUCCUGGAAGGAAAGCUAAAAGAGGCUUCCGGUGUAAUUCUGUGAGUACCCUUAACCCCUUCAAGGCUGCUCCAGAGUAAAAACAGUGAGUGCUUUGUCAUCUUAAAUUCUCACUUGAGCCCAGUGGCCACGGAAGCCCACGGGAGAAGCUUUGAGCAAGGAGUGGGGGCCUAGGCUGCUCUCAGCUUUGUCACUGACCUGCUGUUUGGCCUUCACUCCUCCCCCAUGUAUCUCUGGGGAGACCUGGUGCACAAAGCACUAGAGCUGGGAGGAAACUUGGAGAUCUGCAGGUCAGAUCUCCCCACAAGGCUGAUAAGAAAACCCAGGCUGGCUUAGCAUGGUUGCCUGCACCAUGUUGGGAUCCAGUAUGCUUUACAAACCUGAAUAAGGAAAUGGGCCUGCCAGUAUGUGCCCAUCCCUGCAUGUGAGCCAGAGAGAGACCCUCAGUGAAGCAUUCAUGCAUUCAGUCUUGUGCAGGAGAGGGGUUCUGGCUGCAGAAGUUAGGACUCCAGACUGCUGGAGGAGCAGUGGGGUCAGCGUGGCAUGGGGAGACCUGCCUUGUAGCCUGGGUUUCACCACACAUUCUGUGCUCCAGGGCUGAACCCCUCUGGGCCUCUGCUUCCUAAUCUGAGAGGUGGGAGGGCACAGUGUGCUGUCGGCCCCUCAGGCCAGGGAUGAGGUUGAAGGGAAAGGCCCUGUGUGUGAAAGGGCUUCACACUAUGCACAUGUGCGCUGGAUAGUGGGGUGGUGACCCCUGAAAGGGACCCCUGCUGUUUGUCAACUGCUUUGACCCCUCCUGGGUUAACCUUUGCCCCAUUUGUAAAACCACCAGCACUGGGGGCAGGGGAAGACUGGUGGGCUCUCAUGGACACAAAAUUCCAGGUUAUCCUCCAUCACUGCUUCAGUUUGUUCUUGGGGUUUGGAUGGGGAGACUCCCACGUGGGUGAUAUCAGUGUCUCCGUGUCACCCCCUUGGGAAUCCUUCAAGGAUCUGAGAUACCCCUCAAGUGGGCUGUGUGCCCAUUCCCUCUCCUUUUCCUCAACUCAAAGUCCUGGGAUGCAUCCGUGCUUAGCAAUCUGUGUCUUGUGUUAGGUCUGUUUUCUGUAGCUUUGCCCCUGUGAGGGUGGGAGUGGGGCAGCCCCUAGUAUCCCAGAUGUGGCUCCAGACUCACUUGUGGAGCUAGGCCCAUCUGGGUUUCACGUCCCUCGAUAAAGAUAAGCCCCCAGACCUCACUGCUACCGCUGCCUCUGUUAAUACUGUGUUCACAACCUUGUUCGGGAUUUUAAGGAUGUCAAACUGCUGUAGAUGACUCAAUAAAUGUCUUAUUAUUUUU
Molecule: messenger RNA, 6975 nt
Organism: Manis javanica (Malayan pangolin)
Lineage: Eukaryota; Metazoa; Chordata; Mammalia; Pholidota; Manidae
Source: RefSeq, a predicted model, not a curated record